Molecule: messenger RNA, 1071 nt
Organism: Leishmania braziliensis MHOM/BR/75/M2904
Lineage: Eukaryota; Euglenozoa; Kinetoplastea; Trypanosomatida; Trypanosomatidae
Exons: 1
Coding region: 1-1071 (356 amino acids)
Source: RefSeq, a predicted model, not a curated record
AUGAAACACAUGCCGUCCCUGUCGAAGAAGGUGAUGCCGCCGCCAAAGGAGCCUGGCACGCACACCAAUGCUGAGGUGAGGGAGGCCCUGCACGCGCGUGCGCUGCGCCGCACGGUACUCGUCACCGCCGUCGUCUUUUUGCUUCUGGUGUGUCUAACCGUCGUCUCCAACACGGCCCGCAAAACCGUCGGCGAUACUGGAACGCCAAAACUUUUACUCAUUGUUGCAAAGGGGCUGGCCCCCAUAUCAGUGCGCCGAGCCAUGCUGAGCAACAAGUCACCUUUCAUGCGCCUUCUCUCCAAAGCGGGUGGGAAGUUUGCGUCCAUCUCUGCCAACUACAGCACAUCAAACCCGCUCAUCAACCUCCUCACCGGAUCCGCCGUCCUCACCGCUGACACGUUGGCUGAAACCACAUCGAUUCUUGGCUGGCUAAAGGCGCAGAAGAAGCGCACCGUAGUGGCCGCACCGUCUAUGUACUGGUCUUCAGGGAAGGCGGGAGCGUUUCCAUGCCCGCAGGUGGGUUUGCUUGACACAGAGUGCUCGGGUCAGAAGUGUCCAGAGCGAAAGGACUCGGCCUACUGCAACGCCUUCCGGAAGUACAUCACCUGCGAUGACCACGCGCAGCUGUACAACAGCGAAAUCCUGCUCGCUUUUGAGAAGAUGUUAAACCACUCCGCGGACGCUCUCUACUUCCAGCUGAGCUCACUCGCCGAGGCGGAGGUGAACAACCCAAAACUGGUGGUGCAGGAGCGCAGUGAGGUGAACCUUCUUGACUCUGCGGUGGGCAGUAUCGCCUUAGCUCUUUCUCGUCGUACCGCUAGUAAGGCGGAAAACUGGCUCAUGAUCAUCACCAGCGACGGCGCUAAUUCUGAGAUGACUGCACCGCUGCUCGUGGUGGUGUACACCAAGGGUGAACUUGUGCAGCUGAACGACAUUGCCGAGGACGCCAAGACGACCGAUGUGGCAAACACCAUCAUGCACUGGUUUAAAGGCAGCAAUGUGAACACAACGCGUUUGCUGGGCAUUUGCACGAGUGGCGAAAAGGUAGAGAACUGCAAGAGCGCUGCCUAA